AUGGAGGACAGAGCUAGUCAGCAAGAGCAAGAGAGACACAACCUUCGUCUGGAAAAGCUACAGCACUGGGCAAGGCACAGGCAGAGUGGGCAGCUCUUGGUGCUGGCGGUGAGCCAACUAUGGCUAGCAGUAGCUGUGGUGCCCCUUGCUGUCUCAGUUGCCUGCCUGAACUCUGCUUAUCACAUGGCCACAGCACUGCCGCUUGGACCUGGAGCAUUGGGUUUCCUCACUGGGAUUGUUACCCUUGAACUGCGCAGAGCACCCCACCUUUGGAAGGUGCGGGCCAUGAUGAUAUUAAACACCAUCAAUCUGAUCUUUGGCCUCAUCGUGGUGGUGGUUGAAGUGAUGAAGACAGCCUUGGGGCCUAACACAGCUGCUGCCUCCUCCGUGGUACAGCUGAACGGCUUGCUGGUGCUGGAGCUCAGUGCUGAGGCCUUCACCCUAGGCGGAGUGCUGGUCUCAGCAUAUUCCCUACUCCUGCUAAGCCAGAGGAAGCCAGGAUGCUGCAGGAGAGAGAGUCUACACUACCAGGAGCUGCAGCAGGGUCUCUCUGUGUUGGAGGAAGUUCCUGAUUUGGAGAAUGGUCCCGAGGUGGCUAGCACAGCAAACCGAACAACUGAAUAA
Molossus molossus (Pallas's mastiff bat) is the source of this 624-nucleotide messenger RNA. RefSeq names its product transmembrane protein 253 (gene TMEM253). The coding region runs from base 1 to 624 and encodes 207 amino acids. Lineage: Eukaryota; Metazoa; Chordata; Mammalia; Chiroptera; Molossidae. The record is from RefSeq and is a predicted model, not a curated record. The transcript has 6 exons.